Molecule: messenger RNA, 1708 nt
Organism: Diprion similis
Lineage: Eukaryota; Metazoa; Arthropoda; Insecta; Hymenoptera; Diprionidae
Product: zinc transporter 2-like
Exons: 8
Coding region: 384-1604 (406 amino acids)
Biological process (GO): zinc ion transmembrane transport; response to zinc ion
Cellular component (GO): plasma membrane
Molecular function (GO): zinc ion transmembrane transporter activity
Source: RefSeq, a predicted model, not a curated record
UAACAGAAAAUAAUUCGAAUAGAGUUGAGGGAAUUUAGUUCAUUCAAUCGGAUUUGGCUGCAGUAUUACCUUAUAUAAAAAUAUACACCUUUAUUACGAUUAAACUCUCCAGCUUGGGAGUGAUAACAACAGGGAGUUACAGGGGCACAGAGUAAACGCGCACGAUAUCUUGAGAAGAGUCGAAGUUAUCUGGCUAGAAGGAGCAGCGUGUUUGUUCAACGUUGCCCAAGUACUACCCAAGGAAAGUGAAGAAGGAUGUCCGUGCUUUGUUUAUUUAACUAGUGACGUCUGUGUACGGUCACCGAGAGACCUCACAAAUAUAUUACUAUCUAUAAUUUAGUGUCUUCAGAGCAGUGAAAAGAUAUUCAACCCCAGUCAUAGUCAUGAUUAACGAAGAGACCAUCAAGCUAAAUAAUCAAAACGCUGUAUUUGGUUAUGGCACGAAUAUACCACCAAACAACAACGACUCCGAUGGGCCGGAUGAUUCGGGGAAGAAGGUGAUAUUUUGUGUCCAUGGAAAGUUAUCCGGAUGUUGCACAAUUGUGAAAGGUUCUGCUUCCGAAACGGUUACGAUUCCAUCUUAUCAACGUAGCCCAUCCUUAUUUGAAGAUCAUUGUCAUCGGGAUAGAGAGGACAAAAUAGAUAAAAAAGCAAGGAGGAAAUUGAUAAUUGCGAGUAUUCUCUGCGUUCUCUUCAUGAUUGCUGAAAUUAUAGGAGGUGUAUUGUCAAGCAGUCUCGCCAUCGCAACAGACGCUGCGCAUCUCCUUACAGAUUUUGCGUCCUUUAUGAUAUCUUUAUUUUCGAUAUGGGUAGCCAGCAGGCCAGCAACCAGAAAAAUGCCCUUUGGAUGGUAUCGAGCGGAGGUCAUUGGAGCGCUGACAUCGGUCCUUCUGAUUUGGGUUGUGACUGCUGUGUUGAUAUACUUGGCCGUGCAAAGAAUAAUCAAUAAAGAUUUUGAAAUUGAUUCAACAGUCAUGCUCAUCACGUCUGCGAUAGGUGUUGGGGUAAAUCUCAUCAUGGGAUUGACUCUACACCAACAUGGCCAUGCUCACGGUGGCGCGAGUGGGAAGGAUCAUCAUGCGCACGGUGAUAACGGUGACGCACAUGGUCAUAGUCACGACGUGAAUAUUAAUGUUCGAGCAGCCCUUAUUCACGUUAUUGGUGAUUUUAUUCAGAGUCUUGGUGUUUUUAUAGCUGCGAUUGUCAUUUACUUCAAGCCAGAAUGGAGCAUCGUAGAUCCCAUCUGCACAUUUUUCUUCUCGGCUCUUGUUUUGGCUACUACGAUGGCAAUAAUGAAGGAUACAAUAAACGUACUGAUGGAAGGAAUUCCAGCUGGCGUGGAUUAUUCGCAGGUCGAGAAUACUUUCAUGGAGAUCGAAGGUGUCAUCAAAGUCCACAACUUACGCAUAUGGGCUCUUUCCUUAGAUAAAACUGCUCUUUCUGCUCAUCUAGCAAUAAAGCCUGGCAUAUCACCGCAACAAAUCCUUCGCACAGCAACUAGAAACAUUCACGAAAGCUACAAUUUCUUCGAGAUGACGUUGCAAAUUGAAGAAUUCAACCAGAAAAUGGAAAACUGCCACCAGUGCAAGUCACCACCAAUAUAACGCGUGAUGAAUGUGUAUUAUAUGUUCACCAAUUAUCAUUAGACUAUAGACCAUUCUGAAUCAUUGUGAAAAUAAAUUCUACCAUAGGUAGUAUUAUACAUUUA